AUGGAUCAAAUUAAUCCAAAAUACCAUGUUUAUCUACAAAAAGCAAAUUAUGAGAAAUGGUCACGCGCACAUUCACCAGUAAAAAGGACUUGGACACUAACAAGUAACAUUGCAGAGUCACUAAAUAACGCUAUUCUUGUUGGAAGAAGGUUACUAGUGGUACCAUCGUUGGAAUUUGUUAGAAAAACAAUUGAAGCUUGGAAUGAGAAACACAACGAAGAAGGUAGAAAUACUACAGCAACCUUGACAAGUACAUACAAUGAAAUGUUGGAGGACAAUAGAAAUUUGUCUCAUCGUAUGCUUGUACGCGCAUCAACAAUACACCUUCAUACAAUUACAGAUGGUGCAAAGAGGUUUACGUUAUACAGUUGA
Molecule: messenger RNA, 372 nt
Organism: Solanum stenotomum
Lineage: Eukaryota; Viridiplantae; Streptophyta; Magnoliopsida; Solanales; Solanaceae
Exons: 3
Coding region: 1-372 (123 amino acids)
Source: RefSeq, a predicted model, not a curated record